Messenger RNA from Durusdinium trenchii, 1126 nucleotides. The record is from the annotation of a GenBank genome assembly. NCBI's taxonomy places the organism in Eukaryota, Dinophyceae, Suessiales, Symbiodiniaceae.
CAAAUAAACCGACACAACCGAUUUUGCAUUGUAAACUAAGCUCUUUAGAGUGCUCAUGAAGCCCAACAGAAAGUGCAGAAGAGCUACCUCCUGCACGACGUUUGCUCUGGCUAUCACCUUUUUGGGUGCUCUUCUGGGAACUGCCUUUGUUUCAGUGACCACUGAGGCGCAAGGGAGAUCUCUCCUCACUCGACUACCUGCUGUUCCUGAAGAGACAUCACAAGAUCUGAAGAAGAAGGAGUUGAGGCGAGAAGCUGAAAAGGUUGAAAAGGAUGCAGAAGGCAAGGGCCAGGAAAGCGACCCAUACGCCUUUUUUGUGCCUGGUGUGGUGGUCUUCCUCUACUUGGGCUUCGGCACGAUCUACUCCACAGAGUGUCUCGGGCUGGGGGCCGUACUGGACUUGCAUGAGAGACAUGUGCAAAACUCCUGAUGGAUUCCUUGUCUCAAUUGGGCUCGGUAGAUGAACAGUGACCUCAACCCUUGAUGCCGGAAUCCAGAGAAUCCUCAGUGGCAGCCUUGUUUCGCCGAAAGGUAUUUCAUGCCGAUGGGUGACAUCGGUGGCAAAGUGGCUGUUGCCUUUGGAGUGAUUUUUGUUUUGCUGGUUGUUGGCGUUGCCCUGAAAGAAGUGAUGGAAUAGCUGCACGGAUUAGGGAGGGAUCUAUUUGGAGUAUAUAGUUAUAUAGCCUCUAGGAGAGAUUCAUCAAUUGAAACGCAGGAAUGACUUCAGAUGAUUCUUUGCCGCCCCAGCCAAGCUGGGAAGAGCAAUUAGUGCGCCCAGAUAGAACUUUCACAAUGUGCUAAACUGGAUCAGGUUGCUUGCAACUCUGCCCUCCUGGUUGUAUGUUGACCGCUUAAAUCUUGCUGGUUAGCACUUAAAUGAUUUAAAUCACACCAGGACAAUUGGUUGGAGUUAGAUUCGUGUGCUGCCUAUCAAGACGUGGUGGCUUUAAAAUGCAGUGCUGGCCAUCAUCAUGUGUGACGAGCAACUGCCAAACACAGAGUUUGUACAAGAUCACUGGUUUACUGGUUUGAUUUCAAGCAUAGUUUUGGCCGAAGCCUUUGCAUUGCUGUGUGGCAUGUUAGUGGCCUUCCCACAAGGGAUAGUCUUAAUGGAUACAAUAGUCCC